This is a messenger RNA of Rhinichthys klamathensis goyatoka, 1254 nucleotides long. RefSeq names its product schwannomin-interacting protein 1. Gene Ontology annotation, cellular component: plasma membrane; cell junction. The coding region runs from base 248 to 1039 and encodes 263 amino acids. NCBI's taxonomy places the organism in Eukaryota, Metazoa, Chordata, Actinopteri, Cypriniformes, Leuciscidae. The record is from RefSeq and is a predicted model, not a curated record. The transcript is spliced from 7 exons. Gene Ontology annotation, biological process: positive regulation of hippo signaling.
AAUAUCGAAGUUUACGAAGGAGCGAAAAAGAAAAAGAAAUUCAUCUUCAUGGAUGAAAAAGAGUGAAGGAUAAACGAAGACGAGGAGGGCGCGUAACGGGACAGCUCAGAGGAAAACAAGUUAUAAAGAAAUUUCCCCAAGAAAACUAUGGAAUUUGUAUGAGGUUUGACUUGUUGGACAGAAUUUGCAAACACAUUCUAGCUAAAAAAGGCCUUGUGCCCCUUUUAUUCUCUUAGGGGUCUUUGGAAUGGAUGGAGAAAAAGAAAAAGAGCGGGAGAGAGGAAAUGAAAAAGAGAGUGAUGAGACAGAGGAGGAUGCAGAGGGGGCAGCCUUGUUAUGGCAAAAGGGAUACCCUGAUGAUGACCUGGGCUUACCCAUCAUGCACUGGGAGGAUCUGAGCCUUCGUAUUGCUGAACUUGAGAAGCAACAAGAAGAGCAGAGACAGAGCGAAAAGGACUUGGACAAGCUGACAGUAGACUGGCCAGAAAUCAGAGGGCUGAGCAGUCACAGAGAAUCCUAUGAGGACAUGGAGGAUGAUUGCAACAGUCGUCUGACUUCUCUGACAUCAAGGCUCCAGAGCCAGAUGAAUCUACAGCUGUGCUUCAUCAAUAACAGUGAAAGUGAGGAGGAAGAAGAGGAAAUAGAGGCAAAGAAAGAGGUGGCAAAACAGUCCAGUAAGAGUGGCAGCAUUCAGAGGUUAGAGAAGGAGCGUGGUUCAAGCUCUGCAACGACUAAGAAAACCAAAUCAAGAGGGUUUAAGAAUGAUGUCAGAGCUGCACUGAGUGUACUUAGACACAAAUUGAGACUGGAGCAAAAACAGACUAUACCUCCCAGUGAGGCUGUCAAAGAAAGGAAGCACUAUGAGCGAAAUGACUUGAAGAAUUUCAGCUUGAAGGAGUUGAAAGCAUUGAGGACCUCACUAAGCAAAGACAUUCAUGACCUCAGUUCAGAGCUGGUGGGUCGACUUCUCACAAGGGACAAGCUGAGAACAGAGCAGGAUGCCAUGCUGCUGGAGGUACAAGAUAUGACAUCACUCUGAUGCACAAUCAACAAAAUGGAACAAAAUGACCGGACAUUCGUUUACAAGAGCUGCCUGAUCUAAUGACUUUACUGUGAAAAGCUACAGCACUCCAUCAUCACUGCAAAAUACUUGUAAGGUUUUUUAAGUUUUUCAUUUCAGCUUUUUUAUGACACUUUUAAGGCACCAAUGAGAAUUUAAAAUAGCCGUUUACAUUCUCAUAAUUGAUAGAUCAA